CCGUCUACCACUCCUUCACGAAACCUCAAAUUCGAUCAAUUGAGCACAAAACGAACCCUCGAAACCCCAAAAACAUCCCAGUCCUGAGAACAGCCUCAGCCAACGAGUCUCUUCUAACUUAUACGCCGCAACACCCGAAUAGCAUCGACAAAAAAAAAGCCAUCAUAUUCCCUAUUCCCGGCGGCUUGCAGCUGCAUCCAGCCACUGCCAAGACCUGUGCCUCGCCGAUAAAUUCGGCCAUGCAACCCCACGUCCAGUUUCUCCUCCCACUCAUCGCUCUUCUCUCUUUCACAACAGCAGAUCCGCAAGCUGUCGCCGCUGGAAGGGUUGCUACAACCUUGGCUGCAUCACAAUCUCCGACAGUUGGGACGUGGGGAAGCUUGUACACUGUUGGGACCGUGACGAGCGUAUCGUGGGUUGUCUUCACACAGACUUUUGCUUCGACUGCGCUAGGGACCUGGAGUCUGGGUGCUACACCGGCGGCUGGGAUAAUUGGAUUAGGGACUAUUGCAGGAACCGUGGGCUCUACGAAAGCAAAAAGGGCAAUGCCUACACCGGAGCUGGGAAGUGCUUGAGGAGAAAGGAGCUGAUACGGCGGAGAAUGGUAAUGAAUAGAAUGGAUGGCACACAACGGCCGAGAAGAAGGCACUCCAGUUCGAGAUCGUUCUGUUCAGCAUUUCAGCGACCUUUCAUCUGCAGCAUCAGGAUAUUUGGAGCGAUCAUUAGAUUUGACGACGAGACGGCAACGCAGUGCACGCUGUCUCCUUGUUUCUCGGUGCAUUGGAUGAGUUAGAGAGAUACCAUAGACUUGGUUGGCAUUUUUGUUGCAUUGAGGAUUGUUUGGAGUUGGAAAUCGUUGCUUCUGUCCA
This is a messenger RNA of Hyaloscypha bicolor E, 869 nucleotides long. RefSeq lists its product as uncharacterized. Gene Ontology annotation, biological process: fungal-type cell wall organization. The record is from RefSeq and is a predicted model, not a curated record. The transcript has a single exon. Bases 240 to 575 code for a protein of 111 amino acids. Lineage: Eukaryota; Fungi; Ascomycota; Leotiomycetes; Helotiales; Hyaloscyphaceae.